AUGGCCACCACGAACAACCCCAGCACUGGUGGGAAAACAUUGCCCCAAAUACAGAAGGAACAGACUCCGCGCACUGAAGAUUACCCGCGACGGCCUGGGAAACAGCCCAUGGCUGACCAGGGCCCAGAGGAAGGGAGUGCUUCCUCUGAUUCUCAGGGACCGCCUGCUCCCAGGCCCGAUGAGGAUCUCUACUAUAAUCCAGAGAGAUACAUUCCUAUUAUUGAACUGGAGAAUCGACAAGUGAGCCAACAAUUGGCAGAAGCUACAAGGCGCAACGAAGAGUUGGCCAGACAAGCUGCUGAGGUCCAGGCACCACCCCGGAGGACAAGAGGACGUCCCCGAGGGAGCACGGAUGCCAGGAGAGCUGAGCAAGGGGACCAGCAGGCUCAGCUGAGGCCGAGAACUAAUACUGGUGAUGAACACCCCAGGAGAAACAAUCGAACUGAGGCAACUGACAAUCCUACUGCAGAGCUAUCUACGGGAACAAGGAAUAACCGAGCUCCUCAUGCAGCUCGGAACCCUAACCCAGAACCAGUCAUGAACAAUCCGGAACCUGUUCGAGCCAGUUCUCGACCAUCCAGAUCCAAUAAUGGGAGGCCACCACCAUCACAUAUAAGACAUCCACCCUCUCCAAUAAGACACCCCUCACCGGUCCAAGAGGCACCACGACUAGUUCCUCAAAGGAAUUAG
Humulus lupulus (European hop) is the source of this 690-nucleotide messenger RNA. Its product is annotated as pollen-specific leucine-rich repeat extensin-like protein 1. Bases 1 to 690 code for a protein of 229 amino acids. NCBI's taxonomy places the organism in Eukaryota, Viridiplantae, Streptophyta, Magnoliopsida, Rosales, Cannabaceae. The record is from RefSeq and is a predicted model, not a curated record. The transcript has a single exon.